Molecule: messenger RNA, 1190 nt
Organism: Sciurus carolinensis (gray squirrel)
Lineage: Eukaryota; Metazoa; Chordata; Mammalia; Rodentia; Sciuridae
Gene: Hspb7
Product: heat shock protein family B (small) member 7
Exons: 3
Coding region: 88-597 (169 amino acids)
Biological process (GO): heart development
Cellular component (GO): nucleus; cytoplasm
Source: RefSeq, a predicted model, not a curated record
CCCAGCACGCUCCCCGGGAGGCCUGCGCCCACAUCCUUCUCCUGCCCAGCCUCUGUCCGCCUGGACAGGGCCCGGUGCCGCCUGUGGAUGAGCCACCGGACCUCCUCCUCCUUCAGAGCGGAGAGAAGUUUCCACUCCUCCUCCUCCUCCUCCUCCUCCUCCUCCUCCUCAGCCUCCCGGGCCCUCCCAGCCCAGGACCCACCCAUGGAGAAGGCCUUGAGCAUGUUUUCCGAGGACUUCGGCAGCUUCAUGCGACCCCACUCCGAGCCCCUGGCUUUCCCAGCCCGCCCCACGGGGCCUGGCAACAUCAAGACCCUCGGAGACGCCUAUGAAUUUGCGGUGGACGUGAGGGACUUCUCGCCCGAGGACAUCAUCGUCACCACCUCCAACAACCACAUCGAGGUGCGGGCUGAGAAGCUGGCGGCAGACGGCACGGUCAUGAACACCUUUGCUCACAAGUGUCAGCUGCCGGAGGACGUGGACCCGACAUCGGUGACCUCAGCCCUGCGGGAGGACGGCAGCCUCACCAUCCGGGCGCGGCGUCACCCGCACACAGAGCAUGUCCAGCAGAUCUUCCGGACGGAGAUAAAAAUCUGAGGGCCUCCCCCGCCCCGCCCUCCCCAGUCACCUCCCCCGGCUGGCCUGCCAGCCGCGUCUCCCUGCCCCUCCACGACAGCCUGCAGGACCUCUCAGCCCCCACAGCCCCAGGCCCCAGGCGGGCCAGCCCCUCUGCCCAGGGCAGGCCAGGGACCCCCUUGCCUCACCCGUGGACCCCAGAUUCCAGAUAUGGUCUCCUUUACUUAAUUCCCACAGAACCCACUUCGGGGAAAGAGGAUGGGGACAGGCAGGGCUUUGGUGCGAAUCAUCUGCAGAGCAGACAGACAGACCAAUCCUUUGAUCUGUGGACUCUCUGCAAGGCACGGGCAGCGGUCUGGGGACGGGAACUGCCCUGGCCACAGGGAGCAGACGAGAGGAGGCCACAGGCAGAGGUGCCCAUCCGGAUGGAACUGCGGGGCCCAGGGAGGCCAGGGGACGGCCAUCCCGGAAACCUCCCUCUGCCGCCCUCCAAGCCCCAAACCAGAUGGCAGGCUGCCCGCUGCCCUGUGCCCCAGCCAGCCAGCUGUGCCAGGCUGGGCACGUUGUGUCUGUGCGCAGAUGGGGUUUUUCCAAUACAGCUGGUUGGUGAUAAA